Mesorhabditis spiculigera is the source of this 291-nucleotide messenger RNA. The record is from the annotation of a GenBank genome assembly. Lineage: Eukaryota; Metazoa; Nematoda; Chromadorea; Rhabditida; Rhabditidae.
AUGGGGCGAGAGGAUCAUCGAUAUGAAACCUACGCAUCCCCACAUGGGCGAGAUCAGCAACGCGAAAUGUUAAAUGGCCUUUUAUGGACAAUCCAUGAGAAUUUUGACACUUCGCGAAGAAUACAAGCCAGCGUCGACCGGAUAAGCACACUUGUGACAUUCAUGUUCAUCAUAUUAAUGGCGUUUGCUGUUAUCUUCAUCGUGGGAAGCUGCUACCUAUACUGCCAAAAAAGAGCUCGUGAUAGAGGUUCCCCCAUUCAUCAGCGAGGAAAAGGAACACCUAUCGAAAUU